This is a messenger RNA of Camellia sinensis, 2120 nucleotides long. Its product is annotated as putative beta-1,4-xylosyltransferase IRX10L. Gene Ontology annotation, molecular function: 1,4-beta-D-xylan synthase activity; glucuronoxylan glucuronosyltransferase activity. Gene Ontology annotation, biological process: plant-type secondary cell wall biogenesis; glucuronoxylan biosynthetic process. The record is from RefSeq and is a predicted model, not a curated record. Lineage: Eukaryota; Viridiplantae; Streptophyta; Magnoliopsida; Ericales; Theaceae.
UGUAAAAAAACAGGAGAGGUUGAAGGUUGAACAGCCUUGACUUGUGAGGCAUAGCGACUCGGUAUUGAGAUCGAGACCUGCCAUCAAACAAAAAAAGCUCUUCCUUCCUCUCUCUAAAGAAUCUUUCUUUACCCACAAAUUUCUAAAAUCAUAUAAAAAUCAUUUUUUAAAGAGCUUUCACAGCUAAACCAAACCUUCUUCUUGCCCUUCCUCCCUGUUUCUUCAAGCAAUUUCGCAUCCCAUUUCUUUUUCAGUCUCUUUCUCUCCCUCUCUGAGCUGUCUCUUUCUCUUCUGCCUGAAAUCCACCAAAUGUCCUCCUAGAUGCUCAAAGCCCAAUUUGUAAGAAAACUCUUCCAACAACAACUACCCAUUUCUUUACUAAUGACAUCCCAACUAUCUCUCUCUCCUCCCAAUUAAGUAGAGUCCUCAUUCCUCUCAUCUUUGGGGCAUACCUUCAAAACACCCUUCUGGGUUUUCUUUGCUCUCUUUUCUAUUAGUUGUUUUUGUACAUUUAGAUUUGUUCUUUCAGAGAGAGAGAGAGAGAGAGAGAGAGAGAGAGAGAGAGAGAGAGACUAAAGAUGAAGAAUUGGAGGUGGAUUUUUGUUGGGCUGCUCUGUUUUGCGUCUUUGCAGAUUGAUGGUGCUGUGGAGCGAGGCAGGGGUCAACGAACUGAACGAAUUUCAGGUAGUGCUGGAGAUGUCUUGGAAGAUGAUCCAGUGGGAAGGUUGAAAGUUUUUGUUUAUGAGCUUCCAAGCAAAUACAACAAGAAGAUUCUGCAGAAGGAUCCCAGAUGCCUCAACCACAUGUUUGCUGCCGAGAUCUACAUGCAUCGAUUCCUGUUAUCUAGCCCUGUACGGACCCUUAAUCCCGAGGAAGCUGAUUGGUUCUAUACCCCUGUAUAUACCACUUGUGACCUGACACCAAAUGGCCUCCCUCUACCGUUCAAAUCACCACGAAUGAUGAGAAGUGCGAUACAGCUUAUUUCUGCUAACUGGCCUUAUUGGAAUAGGACAGAAGGGGCUGAUCACUUUUUCAUAACACCUCAUGAUUUUGGCGCAUGCUUUCACUACCAAGAAGAAAAAGCUAUUGAAAGGGGAAUACUUACAUUGCUCCAGCGGGCAACCUUGGUUCAAACUUUUGGACAACGGAAUCAUGUUUGCUUAAAAGACGGCUCAAUCACAAUUCCUCCAUAUGCUCCUCCACAGAAAAUGCAAGCCCAUUUGAUCCCCCCUGAAACUCCUCGUUCCAUUUUUGUCUACUUCCGAGGUUUAUUUUAUGAUGUGGGAAACGAUCCAGAAGGAGGUUAUUAUGCAAGAGGUGCUCGGGCAUCAGUGUGGGAGAACUUCAAGGACAAUCCUCUUUUCGACAUCUCCACGGAGCACCCAACAACUUACUAUGAAGACAUGCAACGAGCAGUUUUCUGUUUGUGCCCACUCGGGUGGGCCCCAUGGAGUCCGAGACUGGUCGAAGCAGUGAUAUUUGGUUGCAUCCCCGUCAUCAUUGCAGAUGACAUCGUUCUCCCAUUUGCCGAUGCAAUACCAUGGGAAGAAAUUGGAGUGUUCGUGGAUGAGAAAGACGUUCCGAAUUUGGACACUAUUCUCACAUCAAUUCCUCCAGAAGUCAUCUUGAGGAAGCAGAGAUUGCUUGCCAACCCUUCAAUGAAGCAGGCAAUGUUGUUCCCACAACCUGCUCAAUCAGGUGAUGCAUUCCAUCAGAUUUUGAACGGACUUGCACGUAAGUUGCCACAUGAGAAGGGCGUUUACUUGAAGUCAGGUGAGAAGAUCUUAAACUGGACAGCCGGCCCUGUUGGUGAUCUGAAGCCUUGGUAACUGUUAUAAAAUCAUGAUGUUGACAGCGUUCACGUCUUUUGCAUCUGUCCUGUUAAUCUUGCCACGUAUUCAAGGUGUUGAUUUUCAUCAAAGUGUACAUCUUCAUUUUGCAAGAAUACAUUUUAUUGUAUCUUCCUUAUUUCAGUUGUAGGGUUGUGUGCUAUUUGUUGUAGCUCACUUCCAGAUUGUAGUAUAAUCGCAAAUGGCUUCUGAUGAUUGUAAUGUUGUUUGUCUAGCACAUGCACCUAAGCGAAUGAAGCAAGUUUUGGCAUUUUAGCUAAAAUUCAUUUA